CACAGUUCGAAAUCAGUUCGAAAUCGGGCGGAGCAUAACGGUUGUCACCACGUGGCUUCACAAGAGGGUUGAUAGUUUUGCUCUUAGCGUGGUUCUGUUUGCACUUGAUAAUUGGCUGCGUUGUAUCUAUGCCUAUAAAAGCGGAACGAAGUGCAGCGCUUCUGUUGUGACCUUGUUUGUGUGAGCUUUUCCCCCAAACAAAGCAAAACGGUGUUCGGAGAAAUUAAACGGGAAGAUGAAGAUUAACGUGAAGACUCUCAAGGGAAGUCACUUUGAGAUCGAAGUGAAUCCUCAGAACACGGUUGCUGAUGUGAAGAAAUAUAUUGAGGUAGCGCAAGGUGCUGAUGUUUAUCCUGCUGCGCAACAGAUGCUUAUUCAUCAGGGGAAAGUGCUGAAGGAUGCCACAACCCUGGAAGAAAAUAAAGUUGUUGAGAAUAAUUUUGUGGUGAUCAUGUUAACCAAGAAUAAGGUAUCAUCAAGUGAAGCCUCAACUACUUCAUCUGCACCCUCAAACCAGGCAACCCAACCUGCAAGUUCUUUGCCUCCUGCUUCAACAUCUCAGCCCCUUCCUGCAACUGUAGGACAGGAAGAAUCCAACUCUGAGCAAAGUCCUGCUGCUGCUCCUCCCAGCACUGCUGUGUCCACUAACUAUGGCCAAGCAGCGUCAAAUCUCAUUGCAGGAAGUAAUUUAGAAUCAACUAUUCAACAAAUUCUAGAAAUGGGGGGAGGAAGUUGGGAACGGGAUACUGUUGUCCGUGCUCUUCGUGCUGCAUUUAACAAUCCUGAAAGAGCUAUUGAAUAUCUUUAUUCUGGUAUUCCUGAACAAGCUGAUGUACCAGCAGUUGCCAUAUCCCCUGUGGCUGAGCAGGCAGAAAACCCAUCAAUCCAGAAUCCACAACCAGGUGUACCUGCUGGUGGGCCCAACACCAACCCACUCAACCUGUUUCCCCAGGGCCUUCCCGAUAUGGGUACCAAUGAUAAUGCAGGCGACUUGGAUUUCUUGAGAAACAGUCAACAGUUCCAAGCAUUGAGAGCAAUGGUGCAAUCAAACCCCCAAAUUUUGCAGCCUAUGCUUCAGGAACUGGGAAAACAAAAUCCUCACCUAAUGCAGCUCAUCCAAGAGCAUCAAGCUGACUUCUUACGCCUUAUAAAUGAACCUGAAGGAGAAGAGAACCUACAGGGUCAGUUGGCUUCCAUGAUACCUCAGACUGUCACUGUCACCCCCGAAGAGAACGAGGCCAUUCAACGGCUUGAAGAUAUGGGAUUUGCUCGAGAUCUUGUGCUGGAGGUGUUCUUUGCAUGCAAUAAAAAUGAGGAUCUGGCAGCCAACUAUCUAUUGGAUCACCAGAAUGAAUUUGAGGACUAGUCAAAAUUCUAAUCUUCUCCAACAGUGGUUUUUCGUGUCUGGCAUUUUUCUGUGCUGGGCCAUUUGUUAGUCUUUUGAACACUUAGGGGAAGGGCCAAUGUUAAUAUUUUCUAUUUUAUUGUCCUCUGGAACAUAGCAUCUGUACAUCUUUUACCACCAUUGACUAGAAAACAGAAUCGUGUUGGUCGGCCACCUGUUUUAUUAUUGUUUUGCAGCCGUGUGAUUUUAGUUUUAUUUAUUUGACUGUUUAUGAUUUACGUACUUCUGUUUGGGUGAACGAGUAUGUAGAAACUUUAUGAACUUCGAGUCAAACAGUCAUCUUAUUUCAAUCCACAGAAAAGAAUAAAAAAUUAUUAU
This is a messenger RNA of Abrus precatorius (Indian licorice), 1723 nucleotides long. Its product is annotated as ubiquitin receptor RAD23d-like. Lineage: Eukaryota; Viridiplantae; Streptophyta; Magnoliopsida; Fabales; Fabaceae. Gene Ontology annotation, molecular function: damaged DNA binding; ubiquitin binding; proteasome binding. Gene Ontology annotation, biological process: nucleotide-excision repair; proteasome-mediated ubiquitin-dependent protein catabolic process. Bases 236 to 1366 code for a protein of 376 amino acids. The transcript is spliced from 12 exons. The record is from RefSeq and is a predicted model, not a curated record. Gene Ontology annotation, cellular component: cytosol; nucleoplasm.